AUGGCUGCCCAUGGAGCACAACCACAUGUGAGAACGCCGCAAGUAACGGCCAUCUGGAAUGCCUCAAUUAUUCACAUAAAAAUGGCUGUCCCUGGGAUGAAGACACAUGCAGAUUUGCUGCUGGAAAUGGCCAUUUGGAAUGCCUCAAAUAUGCCCAUGAAAAUGGCUGUCCAUGGGAUGAAGACACAUGCCGAUUUGCUGCUGAAAAUGGCCAUUUGGAAUGCCUCAAAUAUGCCCAUGAAAAUGGCUGUCCAUGGGAUGAAGAAACAUGCAGAUUUGCUGCUCGCAAUGGCCAUUUGGAGUGCCUCAAAUAUGCCCAUGAAAAUGGCUGUCCAUGGGAUGAAGACACAUGCAUAUUUGCUGCUGAAAAUGGCCAUUUGGAAUGCCUCAAAUAUGCCCAUGAAAAUGGCUGUCCAUGGGGCAUAUCCACCUGCUAUAAUGCUGCAACAUUUGGCCAUUUGGAAUGCCUCAAAUAUGUCCAUGAAAAUGGGUGUCCAGUGCUUGAGGACAUUUGCUGGGUUGCUGCUUGCAAUGGCCAUUUAG
Seminavis robusta is the source of this 543-nucleotide messenger RNA. Lineage: Eukaryota; Bacillariophyta; Bacillariophyceae; Naviculales; Naviculaceae. The record is from the annotation of a GenBank genome assembly.